AUGUCACUGCCCUUGAAGUCUUCUGCUUCUCCGUUUGCUGCUGCUGCACCUGCUGCUGCUGCACGGCCAACAGCAGCAGCAGCAGCAGCAGCAGCAGCAGAGGCAGGAGCAGCAGCAGCAUCAGGAGCAGCAAAAGGCUUUGCUUCUUUUGCUGCGCGGCUGCAUGCGGGGGCCCGCAGCAGCAGCGAUAUAUUUCACUCUCUCGCGGGUCUGAUUCCUGCUGCUGCUGCUGCUGCAGAUACAUCAGCAGCAGCAGCAGCAGCAGCUCCUGCUGCUGCUGCUGCAGCACCAAAUGAACAGCUCAGGAAGCCCUUGGCUGCAGCAGCAGCAGCUCCAGCCGAGCAGCAGCAGCAGCAGCAGCAGCAGCAGCAAGAAGACCUGGAUGACUUGGAUGGGCCUGUGCUGCUGCGGCAGCUGCAGCAGCGCGAAGCAGAGUUGCUGCUGCUGCUGAACCGCAGCAAGCAGCAGGAAGCAGCAGCAGCAGCAACACAGCAGCAGCUGCAUCAGCUGCAGCAACGCCAACACCAGGAGCACACUCUGCUGCUCGACGUGCUGCAGCGUUUCGGCGUUGUUGAAGAGAAGUUUGCUGCUGCUGCUGCUGCUGCUGCAGCAGAAGACCCCUCUACCAGCAGCAGCAGCAGCAGCAGCAGCAGCAGCAGCAGCAGCAGCAGCAGAGACAUCGAUGUGUUUGUAUGCGCGCAGCGCCUCUCAGCACAUCUGCUGCGGCUCGAAGCAGACAGAGAAGCUCUUGCUGCCUUUUGUUUGUUGCUGUUCCCCCGUGAUGGUUUGCUGCAGCUAGUUGCUGCUGCUGCUGCUGCUGCUACUGCAGGGGAUGCUGCUGCUGCAGCAACUGCUGCUGCUGCUGCUCGAGCAGCACCGCAGCUAUCUGCUGCUGCGCUGCACCGCAGAUGGCUGGAGACAGAAGAGGAGCGGCAGCUCAGCAGCAGCAACACGAACGCGCAGCAGCAGCAGCAGCUGCUGCUGCUGCAGCAGCAGCAGCAAGAACUGCAGCAGCAGCAGCAACUGCAGCAGCAGCACGAACAAAGGAUCGAAGAACUGCUGCAGCAAAUCGCUGAACUCACAAGGGAGAAGGCUGGGCUGCUGCUGCAGCUGCUGCAGCAGCGAAAGGCUGCUGCUGCAGCAACAGCAGCAGCAGCUGCUGCUGGUGCUUGUGCAGGCGAAGCCUCAAUCAGCUGCAGCACAUGCAGGGCGCUGCAGCUGCAGCAAGCUGCUGCUGCUGCUGCUGCUGCAGACACACAGCAGCAGCUCGAUGAGAGCAGCCCUGAAGCUGCAUGGAUGCAAGAACCCAGCAGCAGCAGCAGCAGCAGCAGCAGCAGCAGCGCGGAAGUAGCCGAUGAUGCUGCUGCUGCUGCUGCUGCCAUUAGGCCUGACAAUGAAACUAGUGAAAAGCAGCAGCAGCAGCAGCAGCUGCUGCAGCAACUGCAGCAGCUGCAGCAGCAAGUGGAAUCCCUGCAGCAGGAGGCGCAACAGGAGAAGCAGCGUGCUGACGGCCUGCAGCAGGAAGUUUCUCAGUUGCAGCAGCAGCAGCAGCAGCACGAGCAGCAGCAGCAGCUGCUGCAGCAGCAGCAGCAAGACCUUGAGGCCCACCGGCAGCAAGCACGAGCUCUCCUCCUUAGUAAAGAAGCAGCGCUGGAGAAGCUGCGGCAGCGCCUGCAGCUGCUGCAGCAGCAGCAGCAGCAGCAGCAGCAACAGCAGCAGCAGCAGCAGACGCAGCAGCAGCAGAACGUCUGUGAGUCGCCGCAGCAGCAAAUGCUGAUGGAGAAGCAACGGCAGCUGGAGGCUCUGCAGCAGCAGUAUGACCUGCUGCAGCAGCAGCAGGAGGAGCAGCAGCAGCAGCUGCAGCUGCUGCAGCAGGAAGUAAUAAAGCUAAGACGAGAAUCGCAGCAACCCGAGCCCUUAAACGGCAGCAGCAGCAGCAACAACAACAGCAGCAGCAACAGCAGCAGCAGCAGCAGCAACAGCAGCAGCAGCAGCAGCAACAGCUGCAGCAAACCGCCCCCACCGCCUCCUGAUGCGCUUCCGCCUUCAGCAGUUCAGACGCCCCAAACAAACAGCAGCAGCAGCAGCAGCAACAGCAGCAGCAGCAGCAGCAGCAGCAGCAGCAGCAGCAAGCAGCAGCUGGAGUAUCUGAAGCACGUGCUGUUGAAAUUUAUUUUAUUUAAGCAGCGGGGUGAUGCUGCAGCGCAGCAGCUGCUGCCUGUCCUCACCUCGCUGCUGCAGCUCAGCAGCGAGGAGCAGCAGCUGCUGCUGCAGCAAGAGGCUCAUACCUGGUGGCCUGCAUAG
Molecule: messenger RNA, 2304 nt
Organism: Eimeria mitis
Lineage: Eukaryota; Apicomplexa; Conoidasida; Eucoccidiorida; Eimeriidae
Exons: 1
Coding region: 1-2304 (767 amino acids)
Biological process (GO): signal transduction
Source: RefSeq, a predicted model, not a curated record